AUGGAUUGCUCAAUAUGCACCACAAUGCCAUCGAUUUUAAGGCCACCAAGGAACACAAUAUGUGGAUCAUGCUACGAAGGGGCUAAAACCACUAUCGCGCUGCUCAAGAAGCUUGAGGGAUCGAAAGAAGAUCAUGGAAAAUCGACCGACAAGUCCACCGUCAACAAUGGCUUUUCUCUUUCUUCUUCUCCUCUGUUUUCUUGUGAGCCGCAACCAUUAGAGAAGGUGAUCAAAUGGAUGAAGACCAUGAAAGAAACCGAAGAGGAGCAGAAGAAGAGGAUAGCCUUCUUGAGCAGCUUUGUUUCGGGUUUCAAAGAACAACUUCAUGCUGAUAUUCUUCUUAAACCCGGCGAUAAUGGCCCUCCGAUUUCCGCGCAUAGAGCUUUGCUGGCUUCAAAAUCCGAGAUCUUCAAGAAUAUUCUACAUUCAGACGAAUGCAAAACCGCCCCCGAAAGCGCCAUAACGCUCCAAGAACUAAACUCCGAGGAACUUGAAGCUCUCUUGGAGUUUCUAUACACCGGCACAUUGGCUUUAGACAAGUUGGAGAAACAUGUUUAUGCUUUGUUUGUUGCAGCAGAUAAGUACAUGAUUCAUUACUUGCAAGAGUUUUGCGAGCAACAUAUGCUGAGUUGCUUGGACAUAUCUAGCGUUCUUGACGUUCUUGAUGUCUCGGAUCUUGGUUCGUGCAAGAAACUGAAGGAGGCUGCUUUAGGGUUCGUGGUGCGGAACAUUGACGAGAUCGUUUUCUCGGAUAAGUACGAAGCUUUUUCACAAAAGAACCAACAUUUAUGCGUUCAAAUCACUAGGGCGUUCUUGAUGGAAACAAGAACCAAGAGAUGUAAUUAA
Molecule: messenger RNA, 846 nt
Organism: Arabis nemorensis
Lineage: Eukaryota; Viridiplantae; Streptophyta; Magnoliopsida; Brassicales; Brassicaceae
Source: the annotation of a GenBank genome assembly